CCACGCCGAGCGACUCGACGGCCCCGCCCCGCCCCGCCCCCCGUCGCUAGGGGCUCUGGGGACUCCAGCGCGCGGACGCCGCGCGGCGCUCGCGGUUUCGCGCUCGCGUCGCCUGCGUUUCCUCUAGGUCAGUGCUCGCCCAGUCCUUCCAUUUCGGUGCGACCAUGUUUGUUCCCUGCGGAGAUUCUGUCCCCGACCUCGCUGGCUUCACCUUCCUAAUGCCAGCAGUGUCUGUUGGAAAUGUUGGCCAGCUUGCAAUAGAUUUGAUUAUUUCUACACUGAAUAUGUGUAAGAUUGGUUACUUCUAUACUGAUUGUCUUGUGCCAAUGGUUGGAAACAAUCCAUAUGCAACUGCAGAAGAAAAUUCAACAGAACUCAGUAUAAAUGCUGAAGUAUAUUCAUUGCCUUCAAAGAAGCUAGUGGCUCUUCAGUUAAGAUCCAUUUUUAUUAAGUAUAAAUCAAAGCCAUUCUGUGAAAAACUGCUUUCCUGGGUGAAAAGUAGUAACUGUGCCAAAGUUAUUGUUCUUUCAAGCAGUCAUUCAUAUCACCGUAAUGACCUACAGCUUCGCAGUACUCCCUUCAGAUACCUGCUUACACCUUUCUUGCAAAAAACUGUUCAAAAUAAAAUAAAGAGCCUGAACUGGGAAGAAAUGGAAAAAAGCCCAUGCAUUCCUGAAAUAGAUGAUUCUGAGUUUUGUAUCCGUAUUCCUGGAGGAGGUAUCACAAAAACACUCUAUGAUGAAGGCUGUUCUAAAGAAAUUCCAAUGGUGGUUCUGCUGAAAUUUGUGUCAGAAGGAGACAAUAUCCCAGAUGCUCUAGGUCUUGUUGAAUAUCUUAAUGAAUGGCUUCAGAUAAUCAAACCAUGUUUACAGUGUGAUGACCCCACAGCAUCUGCCUUGCAGUGGAAAAUGCCAAGUUCAUGGAGAUUACUCUUUGGCAGUGGUCUUCCUCCUGCGCUUUUUUGAUCUGUUUUCAGUUUUAUAACUUAUGUCUCAAGGUACUUAUUACCAACACAGCUGUUAAACAAAUAUUAUCUGAGAAUGUAUUAGGAAAUAAAUCUUUUCACAGAAAAUCUCAAAAAAAAAAUGGAUUAAUAAAAAGUUGUUUUGCCAUGCAUUUCAGUAUUUACAACAAAUGUAAAUUUUGUACAAUAAAGUAUUUCCUAAGUAACUUUA
Neofelis nebulosa (Clouded leopard) is the source of this 1175-nucleotide messenger RNA. RefSeq names its product proteasome assembly chaperone 2 (gene PSMG2). The transcript is spliced from 7 exons. NCBI's taxonomy places the organism in Eukaryota, Metazoa, Chordata, Mammalia, Carnivora, Felidae. Gene Ontology annotation, biological process: proteasome assembly. Gene Ontology annotation, cellular component: nucleus; cytosol. The record is from RefSeq and is a predicted model, not a curated record. Bases 165 to 965 code for a protein of 266 amino acids.